AUGAGGAAACAAGGACAAGAUGUAAUGCAAGUUAAUUUAGCGGGGAUAAGACGGGAUAUACUAAACCUUGCUCACAAUUAUAGUCCUGCUCAGAAAUUAGUUAGAAAAGCAACAAGCAACGAUCCAUGGGGUCCUACAAGCACACUUAUGGCUGAAAUAGCCGACUUGACGUACAAUGUAGUUGCAUUUACAGAAAUAAUGCAGAUGCUGUGGAAGAGACUGAAUGACCACGGCAAAAAUUGGCGGCAUGUUUAUAAAGCCCUCAUUGUUCUGGACUAUCUGAUAAAAACCGGCUCGGAGAAGGUGGCACAGCAGUGUAAAGAAAAUAUAUUUGCUAUUCAAACGCUUAAGGAUUUCCAGUACAUGGACGGUAUUAAGGAUCAGGGUAUUAAUGUAAGAGAAAAAGCUAAGCAGUUAGUGGCCUUACUGAAAGACGAUGAACGUUUGAGAAACGAACGUGCGAGGGCUUUAAAAGCUAAAGAGAGAUUUGCUCAAUCUGCCAGUGGCUUUGGGAGUGAUGGACUGGAGGCAAUGCCAUCAUUAGGAGAUCUUUGUUCACCAGACUGGGAUCCUUACCAAGGAAAAUCCGAGUCUAAACCCGAACUAGAAGCAGCUAGACCACAGACUGUCGGUGAGGAGGAGCUGCAGUUGCAGUUGGCACUCGCUAUGUCAAGAGAGGAAGCCGAGCAAGAGGAGCAAAGAAGACGCAGUGACGACGUUAGACUACAAUUAGCUCUCAGUCAAAGUCAGCAAGACUUCAAAGCACCGCCAACUGAAAAAGCAAGCCACAUGCUCGACUUGCUUGAUGUAAAUCUCGGUGAAGCCAGUGGUGGCUCUCAACAAGUCGAUCCAUGGGGCGUUCCGAUAGUUCCACCUCCACCAAGACCUCAGGUAUCUACAGAUAUUUUUUGUUUAAUUUUAUCUAUGCAAUUUUUUAAUGCACCAGCCGCGGUGGAUCCAUGGCGGGCACCCGCACCUUCCCCGGCAACAGUAGCCUCACCAGCUCGCACUGCGACCACCGUCGAUCCCUGGUCUUUGGCGCCAACGACCACCGAAGCCUUGACAACACCGUCCACGACUUUUAAUAACUCAACAUCGCUUACACCCCCGAAUAUCGGGUUCAACGUUGCACCAUCAUCACAAAAUAUUGGAUUUAGUAAUAUUUCAUCACCAAGUGCUUCUGGAUUUAAUAAUAACAACAGCAACGGGUUCAGUAGUUCCGGUACUAGUUUUAAUAAUUUCAAUCACUCGCCGAAUCAAGGUAGCACGACGACCAGUCCCGGUGAUUUGGAUGAAUUUGAUAUUAUAAGUAAUCGUAAUAAAAUUAGAACGAGUCCGCAACUUGUCAAUAAUGGAGGUACAAUGUCACCUGAUCCUUUCAAUUUUGGUACGCUGAAUGAUAAUUUACCAGUGAGUACUGGUGCUAUCAAAAAAACCCCUCAAUCAUUUCUUGGUGAAAACUCAGCGCUUGUUAAUCUUGACAAUCUUGUGAGCACAUCAACAAUCAAAUUAUCGGCCCCAGCAUCUACUGGUAAUUUUUAA
Molecule: messenger RNA, 1542 nt
Organism: Cotesia congregata
Lineage: Eukaryota; Metazoa; Arthropoda; Insecta; Hymenoptera; Braconidae
Source: the annotation of a GenBank genome assembly